Molecule: messenger RNA, 1473 nt
Organism: Toxorhynchites rutilus septentrionalis
Lineage: Eukaryota; Metazoa; Arthropoda; Insecta; Diptera; Culicidae
Gene: p47
Product: NSFL1 cofactor p47
Exons: 4
Coding region: 4-1293 (429 amino acids)
Biological process (GO): nuclear membrane reassembly; membrane fusion; proteasome-mediated ubiquitin-dependent protein catabolic process
Cellular component (GO): cytosol; nucleus
Molecular function (GO): ubiquitin binding
Source: RefSeq, a predicted model, not a curated record
UUUAUGUUCUGUCAUUCCACAAUAAAAUUUUGUUCAAUAAUCAUCGUGAGUGCUAACAAUUCGAAUCGAGAAGAAUUUUUGUUAGAAUACCAUUCUGAAAAACUUCUACUGUUGACUAUCUGGAAUAACAUGUCUAACAACGAAGAACAGAUUAAAAAGUUUGCCGAUGUAACGGGAGUUUCCGAAGAUCGUGCGAAAUUUUAUUUGGACGCUGCAAACGGAGAGCUGCAAGUUGCCUUGUCCAGUUUUUAUGAAGCUGACAACGAGGAUAACCCGACAGAUGGUGCAGCUGCUCCCAUGGAUGAUGACUCGGACGACGAUAAUAUGCCGACGGAGAUGGUCCAAUUUUCCAGCUCGAGUAAACGGCCCAGAGCAAAGAAAACUACCAAAUCAAAUUUUGCUACCCUGUCAUCACUUAAUGAUUCAUCAUCGGAAGAUGAGGAGGAGCAGGGACAAGCCUUCUAUGCUGGUGGCUCAGAACGCUCCGGACAGCAAGUGCUGGGUCCCCCAAAAAAGAAUCCUAUUAAAGACUAUGUUUCAGAAAUAUUCCGUUCGGCUCAACAAGGGCAAAUGGAAACCGUCGAUCCUGAUACCAGUUCUAGCUCGAGUUCGUCACUAUACGGCGGAACUGGCUACAAACUAGGACAAACUGAGAAUGACCAUCAGGCCGUUCCUGGUAGAAGUCGCAACAGCUCUGGGCAUAAUCAUGAAGUUGUAACAUUGACUUUGUGGAGACAGGGAUUCUCAAUUAACGAUGGAGAGCUGCGUCGUUAUGAGGAUGCGGCAAACAAAGCGUUUUUCGAGUCAAUUAUGCGAGGUGAAAUUCCUGCUGAGCUACGUUCCAAGGGACCAGCGAUGAUACACUUAGAUCUGAAGGAUAACCGUCACGAGGAUUAUUCAGCACGCUCUACUCCAUUCAAACCAUUUGGUGGAAGUGGCCAAACGUUGGGUAGUCCGGUACCAAAUGUAGUUGAAAGCGGAAGUACAAGUGCAACACCAACGAAUAACGAAGAUAAUGAAAAGAAAGCUGUUUCAGAGUUGGCCGUUGAUGAAAGCCAACCGACGACGACAUUGCAGAUCAGACUUGCAGACGGAUCGCGAUUGUCUGCCCGGUUCAAUCAAAAUCACACUGUUGAUAACAUUCGACAAUAUGUCAUACGUGCUCGGCCGAACUAUGCGUCCCUCGGUUUCGCCCUGUUGACAACCUUCCCCAGCAAGGAAUUAGCGGAUGGUUCGCAAACACUGAAGGAAGCGGGAUUACUGAACGCAGCUAUAAUGCAGCGGUUGAAGUAGUUUUUUUAAGGAAUAUGAUUCACACGUCAGGUAAACUAACACCAGUUUUGUCGUGAGGAACCAAACGUAGCAUAUUUAAGUGGAUUUGCCGUUAUUGUAAUAUCUUUCUCAGACGGGAGGACAUUUAUCGACAUAUAUCUGAAAUCUGAAUAAAAAUCAUUUCCAUAUUUAACAGCAUAA